Clonostachys rhizophaga is the source of this 1404-nucleotide messenger RNA. The record is from the annotation of a GenBank genome assembly. NCBI's taxonomy places the organism in Eukaryota, Fungi, Ascomycota, Sordariomycetes, Hypocreales, Bionectriaceae.
AUGUCAGUGGAGGACGAUUCGCCCCCGGGAUGGAGGCGGGCCAGAAGCAACGACUGGGCCAGUAAUCCAAAGUAUAUCGAACUACAAGAAGAAUUGCGUUCCGGCUUCUCUACCAUCACCUCGGGCAUCACGAGCUGGGCAAGUUCACCAACCGCAGCACCCGGCGGCCUCAGCAAUUCACGCCCACGAGUGCAGUCAGUCGACCAAGGGUAUGAUUUCACCCGUGUCGCCAUUCCCAAGAGCCGCUUGUGCAUGUACUUGUCACACUGGCACACCGAGUGUGCCCCCCUCCUGGACAAGUUCGACGAGGCUCAGCACUUCGGCGUCCACCUACCUGUUGCGGCGCGGAAAUCACCAGCGUUAUUCUAUGCGCUCCUGGCCUUCUCGGCGCGGCAUUACGAGAGGACGUCUUGUCCUGGUGAUAUAGACGAUACCCUAGAGUUGUAUCAGGAAUCCAUUCGCCUGUUGGUGCCUGCACUUCAGACGGGAGAUGAUAACGUUCUUGGGACGGCAUGCAUUCUGGCUUGCCUUGAGCUCAUGUCGAAUGGCUCUCACGACUGGCGCCGACAUGCGCAGGGCUGCGCUUCCCUGUUCCUCCGCUUUAACGUCAACGGCUUCUCGACUGGCUUGCAGCAGGCCAUCUUCUGGUGCUAUGCGCGUAUGGACCUCUGUGGCGCAAUCAUGUCCUACGGCGCAAACAGCACUGUAUUGCCCCUUGAUUACUGGGUACCGGCAGCUGGCUUCGGCGUCGUAUCUCAGGACGACUACGUCAGGACUUUGUUCGCCCACAGGGGCUCGGAAUCACCCGACAUGUAUGCUAACUGGGUAGUCUACCUAUGCGCGCAGGCCUGUGACUUUUUGCACCGACAAACGCAAUAUCUCGAGAUGGGUAGAUUAGACGACCGCGACAGGGAGCCUUUCGACAAACAAUGGGUUUGGCUUUGGGAAGAGCUGCAGCAUUGGUAUCUCCACCGACCACCUGCUAUUCAUCCCAUAUAUGAGUGCUCUCCGACUGGAAGCGAAUGCUUUCCCGAGAUUCUCUUCACCCAUUGGGCUGCCAUCUCCAGCACGCAGCUGUAUCAUACGGCUUGCCUGAUUCUGAUCGACACUAGGGUAGAUGCCUGUGUGCCAGAUUUUCCACCUUCCUCAGGCCAGCCCUUCACUAUCGCUCGGUGGCAUGCCCGUCGCAUCUGCGGUAUCUCAACGGCCAAUCCCCACACAGCGAGCUUGGUCAAUGCUGUCCAGCCUCUCUAUGUCGCUGGUCGACUGAUGACGCAUCCCAAGGAGCAUCUGGCAGUCGCCCGUCUCCUAAAACACGUUGAGACGACGACGGGUUGGAGUGCCAUCUGGAGACUUGCCGACCUAGAGAGAGAGUGGGGUUAUGAGCCUGGUGAGAUCAGCUGA